This is a messenger RNA of Phascolarctos cinereus (koala), 1710 nucleotides long. RefSeq names its product heat shock protein family B (small) member 8 (gene HSPB8). Gene Ontology annotation, molecular function: protein homodimerization activity. Gene Ontology annotation, biological process: cellular response to unfolded protein. Gene Ontology annotation, cellular component: cytoplasm; protein folding chaperone complex; nucleus. Lineage: Eukaryota; Metazoa; Chordata; Mammalia; Diprotodontia; Phascolarctidae. The record is from RefSeq and is a predicted model, not a curated record.
CAGGGUCCAGGAGGGGCGUCUAAACUUGGAUAGCCCCUCAUUCCCAACUCCCCUGGGAGAGCAGUCAGCUGUCCUAACCGCAUUGCUCAGGAGGGUAGCUCAUCGGCUCCAAAACACAGUCUGACAAGGGGAGAUUGCAAAAGCUCCCUGCCUCCCCACCCCCACUCCUGGCCAGCAUCAAAGGACAUAUAAGCGAGGCGCCCUGCCCAGCCCUGGAGAACACGAGAAGUUUCUGGGCGCUGAUGUUUAUUUAAGCUGCUGCCUGGGCUCGGAGAAAAGGACAGAAGAGAGAGACAGGCGGCCCCAAAGGGUACUGGUGCAUACCUCUGCUUGCCUGCCUGGUCUCCAGAGAGAAUCCACCCCGAGGUCUGAAGGGGGGGGCUGGGCACUUCUGCCAUCUGCAAGCCACUGGGCACUCGCUGGUCUCUCCCCUCCCUCUAUCCACCUUCACUUGCCUGGGUUUAAAGCCCUUGGAGAGUUUUGGCAAGGGGAGGGCAUAUCUGGAGGGAUUCCUGUCGCUCCGGUUUGGCAUCCGUAUCCUCCCCCCAGGGCUGAAGCAGCCUCUCUGAGGGUGGACUCUGGUUUUGGGGAGGGGCCUUGGAUGGUUAUUUGCUGAGAAGCCACACAGGGAGCCAGAGGCAGGGCCAGAAGACUCAACUGUUAACUGCUGUCCUGGGCCCAUAGUGCCCAGCUAAGGCUCUUGCCACUGUUUGGGAGUCGGAGGGGGGCCACUCUGCCCUGACCCAGGCCCGCAGCCAUGGCCGAUGGCCAAAUGCCUUUUUCUUGCACCUACCCUUCUUCCCGCCUGAGGAGAGACCCUUUCAGGGAGUCAGGCCUGUCUACCCGCUUGCUGGACGAUGAUUUUGGCAUGGCCCCUUUCCCGGACGACCUGACUGCGGACUGGCCCGACUGGGCCCGCCCCAGACUGUCCCCAUGGCCAGGCACCCUAAGGGCAGGCAUGACUCCCUUGGUCCCCAGCAUGGCCUCCAUCUAUGGGGCCAGGUAUGGGCCUGUUGAAAACCGAAGCCCACCCCCCUGCCCUGGGGAGCCUUGGAAAGUCUGUGUCAACGUGCAUAGCUACAAGCCAGAGGAGCUGACUGUUAAAACCAAGGAUGGCUUUGUGGAGGUAUCAGGCAGACAUGAAGAAAAGCAACAAGAAGGGGGAAUUGUUUCCAAAAACUUCACAAAGAAAAUCCAACUCCCAGCUGAGGUGGACCCAGUGACAGUAUUUGCUUCCCUCUCCCCUGAGGGCCUCCUGAUCAUCGAAGCCCCCCAGGUGCCUCCUUACUCUGCAUUCGGAGACAGCACCUUACGCAACGAGCUGCCCAUGGACAAGCACGAAGUCCCCUGCGCUUGAAGAGGCCUGCAGAAGAAGAGUUCUCCUUCUCUCCCUCUCCCUUCCUUCCCCCAGACCCAAGAGAUUUCUCUCUGAUUCCAGAUGCAAUUACAUUAGCUCGAUAGAGGUGUAUGUUGGAUAGAGAAGAUUGUUUUUCUGCCUUUGUGAUUGAGUGGGCCUCCCAUCUGGAAGCAUCCUUACCCAGAGUGCUUACCUACUGAUUGCUGUCCUGCCCCGUCCUGAGGAGGUCUGGCCCUCAGCUUCUCCCAGGACAGAGAGCCGGCCCUGCACCACACCAGGUGGGCCAGCGAUGACAGCCCAGCUGCUUGCUUCCAAACCUUGUACCCCUUUUCCCAGGACCCAAAGCCAAGCCC